AUGCUCCGCCCUCUAGUCCUACAGCAGAUUCUCGAUACAAUCGUUACACCUCAGCCGUCGUCUUCCUCUUCCUCCUCGUCCAGUAGCAGCAGCAGCAAUGCUGCGCCGCAUACGGCUCUUCUAGUCUUGAAGGAGACAGGAACUCUAUACGCUGCUUCAUCGCGCUAUAUCUCUCCUCAUUCUGGCGCAUCCGGGGGUAGCUCGUCAGGCGAGUCAAGUUCGCAAGAAGCACCUCCGCAUCCCGUCUUUCGAGGACUACUAUGCUCCUCUGCCUCUUCCUCUUCUGCGGGCACAUCAGGAGGAGGAGGUGGAGCCAAGCACAGUAGUCUCGAGGAGCGUAAUAGGGCAGUUGGGGUGCUCAGCAGUCUUGCAUGGCGAGAGAUAUGCGCAAGGAGGAGUGUUGAAGAGGAAGAGUGGACGGGAUGCUUGAGUGUGCGGUCCUCUCAAUACGGUCUUGUGCAUAUCCGUCCUCUGCUUCCUCCACCUCCAACACAAAGACAACAGCGCUCCCUCUCUUCCACUUCCCAUUCCCAAUCUCCUUCCCCUAAUCGUCCCUUGGGAGGAGGAACAGACGUAGGCUCAACUAGCAUCGGGGCAGGACCAAGCCCAUCUUCUUUCGCAGCUGCAGAGCAUGGAGCUGAGGGAGAGGGGGAAGAGGCCGUCUUCCUCCUCGUGCUCAAUGCUGCACUGCCUAAGGCUGCGUCCUCAACUUCUGCACAGGAGCAGUCGCUCGGUGAGGGAGGCCUUGUGGAAGGUACAGUAAAGGAGGGUGGGCUAGGAUUGGGAGGACCGGGAGAGGACUCUACUAGCUCGAUUUCUUUGCCUGUUUUGCAGGCGAAACUUCAAGGGCUUGCGCAACUCGUGGCGGAUAGUCUUGCGCCUGGACUGAGGAUACUGGAACGGUAG
Messenger RNA from Microstroma glucosiphilum, 906 nucleotides. RefSeq lists its product as hypothetical. Lineage: Eukaryota; Fungi; Basidiomycota; Exobasidiomycetes; Microstromatales; Microstromataceae. The transcript has 2 exons. The record is from RefSeq and is a predicted model, not a curated record. The coding region runs from base 1 to 906 and encodes 301 amino acids.